Messenger RNA from Elephantulus edwardii (Cape elephant shrew), 1437 nucleotides. RefSeq names its product EGF-like module-containing mucin-like hormone receptor-like 4-like. The coding region runs from base 1 to 1437 and encodes 478 amino acids. Gene Ontology annotation, biological process: adenylate cyclase-activating G protein-coupled receptor signaling pathway; cell surface receptor signaling pathway. Lineage: Eukaryota; Metazoa; Chordata; Mammalia; Macroscelidea; Macroscelididae. Gene Ontology annotation, cellular component: membrane. The transcript is spliced from 11 exons. The record is from RefSeq and is a predicted model, not a curated record. Gene Ontology annotation, molecular function: G protein-coupled receptor activity.
AUGAGAGGAGAAAAAGGAGCCUUCAGCAAACAAGCUGACACAACAGUGAGCCCGGACAUAGCUGAUAUCGUGAGGGUGAUGCCAGCCUAUGAGACCAAGAAGUGCAAUAAAACAAGCAAGAGAAUGAUUUUGGAAGCUGGAAAUAAUAUAAUGGAAAUUGACUGUGCUGAUGUUUUCAAAGAAACCACAGCAAGUCAGAGUGCUAUUGCACUGAUAGUCUAUCAGGAUCUUGAAUGUGUUCUCAAUGGAACCUUUUUCAAUGACAGAAAUGGAUUACAGGAAGUAAAAUUAAAUUCUAGGGUUGUAAGCAGCACCAUUGGUUCGAAGAACAAAACAUACCUCUCUCAACCUAUGUUCUUGACAUUGGAACAUAUUCAGCCUCCUGAAGCAAGAGCAAAAUAUUUCUGCAUCUCCUGGGAAGAAUCUGAGGAGGGGGGCAGCUGGUCCACGAAGGGCUGCUCUUAUCUGGGCAGCAACGACUCUUACACCAGAUGCCAGUGCUUUCAUCUGUCCAGCUUUGCUGUCCUCAUGGCUCUAACACCCCAGGCAGAUCCAACACUGACCAUGAUCACCCACGUGGGGCUGAGCCUCUCCCUGCUGUGCCUCCUCCUGGCGGCCCUCACCUUCCUGCUGUGCCGGCCCAUCCAGAACACCAGCACCUCGCUGCACCUGCAGCUCUCCAUCUGCCUCUUCCUGGCCCACCUGCUCUUCCUCGUGGGAAUUGAUAAAACUGAGAACAAGGUGCUGUGCUCCGUCAUCGCCGGAGUGCUGCACUACCUCUACCUGGCCUCCUUCACCUGGAUGCUCCUGGAUGGGCUGCACCUGUUCCUCACUGUCAAGAACCUCAAGGUGGUCAACUACACCAGCGCAGGCAGAUUCAAGAAGAAGUUCAUGUACUCCUUUGGCUACGGGAUCCCAGCUGUCAUUGUGGCUGUGUCUGCUGGCAUUGGGCAUAAAAAUUAUGGAACAUCUAAUCACUGCUGGCUGAAGCUUGAUAAAGGCUUCAUCUGGAGCUUCAUGGGGCCAGUAGCCAUCAUUAUCUUGAUCAAUUUGGUGUUCUACUUCACAGUUUUGUGGAUUUUGAAAAGCAAGCUCACUUCUUUGAAUAAAGAUGUUUCCACCAUUCAGAAUACCAGAGUCAUGAUGUUUAAAGCAUUUGCUCAGCUGUUCAUCCUGGGCUGUUCUUGGGGUCUUGGCUAUUUUAUGGUUGAAGAAACAGGGAAGACAGCUGGGUUAAUCAUUGCUUACCUCUUCACCAUCAUCAAUGUCCUGCAGGGGGUGGUGCUCUUUUUAGUACAUUGUCUCCUUAAUCACCAGGUGCAAAUGGAAUACAAGAAAUGGUUUAGUAGGUUACAGAAAGGCGCUGAAAUGGAAAGUACUGAGCUGUUUCACUCUACUAUCCACAGCAGAGUGGAGUUUUCUGAUCCCCGGAUCUGA